AUGAGAAUGCUCACCAGUAAGAUCCUGACAAUUCUCGCAUGCUCUGCACCUAAUCCUGGCUCACUCGACCUUUCAGACUUGUGGCGCUGGAUCAGUGAACAGUUGGCUAGCCGUAAGCCCGAGGUCGUGGAUGUGGUGGUGCAAGAAGUGGAAUCUUUACUCCGCGUACGCCAAUUCCGUAUGCCAUUCUGGAACACUCAAAAUACCAUUAAAGAGCUCUAUGACAUCAUUCCAAAGCUUACAGAUAUUGCCAAGGCAGCCAUGAAAGAAAAAGUAAUCCGUGUUGCCAUCGCUACUCUCAAGAAUCUUGUUGAGAAGGCUCCCUCCGAAAACCUUGCAUCAAUGCUUGUUGCCAAGCUGCUCCCCUUCACUGAAAACUUGAGCACGCGAAAGUGGUCGGAUCCCGAUAUUUUGGAGGAUAUCGAUUACGUGAAAGAACGCCUUCAGGAAAACUUCCAAAGCUUGACCACGUUUGAACAAUAUGCAUCCGAGGUCGAAACGGGCAAACUUGAAUGGUCACCUCCACACAAAUCCGAGACUUUCUGGAAGGAGAAUGCUUCUCGGCUUGAAGAAAAUAACUUCCAGUUGCUAAGACAACUAGCGCGUAUCCUCAGUACAGCAACUAGCCCUGUGAUCUUGUCUGUAGCUGCCAAUGACAUCGGUCAAUAUUCCAAAUAUGCGUCAAAACAGGGCAAGAAGGUUCUACAAGAAGUUGGGGCUAAGCAGCGGGUCAUGGAACUGAUGACCCACGAGGAUCAAGAUGUACGAUACCAAGCACUUUCUGCGGUGCAAAAGUAUAUGCACCAAGCAUGGUAA
Molecule: messenger RNA, 816 nt
Organism: Zychaea mexicana
Lineage: Eukaryota; Fungi; Mucoromycota; Mucoromycetes; Mucorales; Lichtheimiaceae
Product: armadillo-type protein
Exons: 8
Coding region: 1-816 (271 amino acids)
Biological process (GO): proton transmembrane transport
Cellular component (GO): vacuolar proton-transporting V-type ATPase, V1 domain; fungal-type vacuole membrane
Molecular function (GO): proton-transporting ATPase activity, rotational mechanism
Source: RefSeq, a predicted model, not a curated record